Molecule: messenger RNA, 1545 nt
Organism: Theileria annulata
Lineage: Eukaryota; Apicomplexa; Aconoidasida; Piroplasmida; Theileriidae
Exons: 2
Coding region: 1-1545 (514 amino acids)
Source: RefSeq, a predicted model, not a curated record
AUGACAUCAAUAAUUACGAUUCUGACAAUAACAUUGAUUGAAUGUGUAUUUGGAGUAAUUUAUGUUGAUCUAAAGAAUUUUAUUGUUCCUAAUGGAGUGAAUGUAUUUCAUGGUAGAUUCAAUUCCAAUGGCGUCUAUAAAUUGAUCAUUUAUCAACCUAAUAGUAUUAAACUCGUUAAAUUUGGAGAUUGUAUUCUUUUCCCAAGGAGUUUUGUUUCCAAAGCACAAAAAUUUUUAGAUUAUAAAUUGGCAAUAGAGUUAUUUUUAGAUAAUUCAAAUAAAUUCGCUUUAAUUCAUAAAUUCACUUCUAAUCUAGACUCCUCUUUUACCUACCAAAGAUUUUCGUUUAAACUUAAUCCGGAUUGCUUCACUUUUAUUACAAUUGAUCAGUUACUAACUCAUAUUGAAACAGAUGUUUUUUUAUCUUUCGAUGUUUCAUCAAAUCACUGUCACCCAUUCUUAAAAGUUACAACACAAAUGCUUAAUGAAAACGAAAUAAAGCUUUAUUCUAUAACUGAUAGAUUUUACAACGUUAAAUUUAACGGAAUAGAGGCACCCAAAUACUCCAUUGGAUCGGUAUACGAUUCAAAAUUUUCUGCAGCAGUAUGUUACAACAAAAUAGACGUGUUGACUUCAUCUUGUAUUAAAAUUGCAAUUUUCAACAGGAACUCUAAAAAAAUUGUUCAAAUCGAUAAUGGGUUCAAGCUUGAAUUUAGUUUAAGAAAAUUUUUAGGUGUUAAAUACUGGUUUUUAACCAAAAAAUCGACAGAUCCUGUUCAUGAUAUACGAAUUCAUUCAGCUAUUUAUCUUUAUGACAUGAUUCACAGCAGCCCUGGUGUUCUACCGAUAGUAUUGGAUAUAUCAGAAAAUAUCAGUCCUGACCUAUAUGGAAUAGAAAAAGUUAUAGGAAUGGCAGAUGAAUGGACUUACACAUUAUAUAAAGUUAAAAAAAGCCACCAAAAAGAUUAUGCUAUCAGGUCAGUAGUUGAAACAUGGACAAACGUUAAUAAAAUUUACACGCCAAAAGAAAAUGAUCAACACCUUUACGUAGAAGUUUUAAGAAAUGACAGUAAAACAAUGUUAUUUAUGUUUUCAUACGUGAAGGAGGACCUUGGCUUGAAAUUAAAGUACGAAAUACUCCAAAAAUCAAGCGGUGAGGAAGAAUAUACGAAAUUGAACGAAGAACAAUCAAAAGUGGCGAUGGAUGAAUUUAAGAAAAUAUAUCCAAUAAAAAUAGAUGUUACAGUUGAAGAGGAACCAAACUCAUUAUACGAAAAGAGGGAGUUGUACAAUGAAGAAGAGGUCUUUCAUUAUCUUUCAAUCAAAGAAACGAACGAGUUAGGAGAAAACAUUACUGAAAAAUACAGAAUUGGAAAUGUUUAUGGAUUAUAUCAAUACGAAGUUGGAAAUGUUGAGAGUGAAGAAUACAGGAAAAAAAAGACAAUGAUAGAGGGAAACAUUAAUAAAAAGGAGAUAAUAAUUAAAAAGGUUGAAAUAGAAGAUAUAAAUAGAGAAAAAUAUGAAAUAUACGAACCAAUAAAUUAA